AUGGAGGACCAACCGCUCCAAGACGACAAAGCCGCUCGUGCUCAAGCGAGGGCGGAGAGGGCUGCAGCGAAGGCUCAGGCGAAGGCGGAUCGUGCUGAUGAGAGAGCAAAGUACUUUGAAGAGAAGAAGAACGUCAGGUCUCUGGCCGAGAUCGUGGAGAACAGGCUGCUGAGGGAUCUCGGCUCGUCGUUGGAGACUCAUGCUCGCUCGGCUACGUUUGCCUGCGGUGGGAGUUUGUCGUUCAAGAAGCUCAAGGAUGGCCAGGACGAGGAGGCCCAUGAGGCUCAUACCGUCACUGCUACGCCCGGCGAGAAUGAGGCCACUGCUGCCAAAACCGCUGAAUCGUCAACCAAGAGCGAUGCACAGCAGCCGGCGAAGAAGAACAGCAACACCCCACGAGCCAACCUGACCAAAGACAUUCAGAUCUGUUUCGGCGAAAGUAGCAAAUGCAUCACCGUAACCUUCUCCCGCCACGGCGUGUCAGCGGAAGACUUGCAGCAGCUGGUGCUCGCCUGUCAGCCAGCGCCUUUCGGCCGCGGUGGCGAAGAAGUCCUGGACGAAGGGUAUCGCAAAGCGGGCAAGCUCGACGCGGACGCCUUCACGACGAGCUUCUGCCCGUAUCAAGCUGGUAUUGUGGAUGUGAUUGCGCAGUUGUUGGUCCCUCAGACUGCUCAGGGGAAGCACACUCGCAGCAUCAAGGCGGAGUUGUACAAGCUCAACGUCUACAGCGCUCCGGCGGGAAAGUUCAAGGCGCAUGUGGAUACACCACGCAGCAAGAACCAGAUCGGCAGUCUUGUCGUCUCCUUGCCUGCUCUUCACAAAGGUGGAGAGCUUGCUGUGCGCAAUGCUGGUAAAGAGAUGAUCUUCGACUGGUCAUCAUCGGCUAAGAGCCAGACCGCAGCCAAAGCAAAAGUCAAGUGGGCAGCCUUCUACAGCGAUUGCGAGCAUGAGGUGUACGAAGUCACCUCCGGACAUCGCAUCACCCUGACCUACAACGUCUACGUGACCCGAGGUAUAGGACACCUGGCAGGAGCGGCAGCUGCGCUCGACUCUCAACAGCUUCCUUUGUAUCAGAGCUUGAAGGAUGCAGUGGACAACCCAGGAUUCCUGAGGCGAGGCCGCGUGCUCGCCGUCUGGCUGACGCAUAGCUACGCUCAUACCAACAAGCACCAGAACUUCCUGCCGAGCUCUCUCAAGGGCGCCGAUAUGUCGGUCUACAACACAGCUCGCGCUCUCGGUCUGAAAUGCGAAGUGGUCGCAACCAUGAGUCACGAUUUCGACUACGACGAAGACGGGCCGUCGCAAUUUGUUGAUCGCACCUUCCCCGGCUUCAAACAGGACGGCAGCGGUUCUGCGGUGAUUGGUGGCAAGAAGUUCGGUUACAAAGACAUCAAUGGACUGGUGACCUGGCUGAACCCUGAGAGGGAUGGCAAGAGGAAGAAGGUGAAGGAGGGCGAGGAGGCCAAGCCCAAGCAGCAGCUGUUCAGAGAGGUGCAGACGGCGUACAUGACGUAUGGCAACUCCCCAAGCAUGGCGAUCAAGUACAGUCGCGCCAUCAUGCUCAUCCGUAUCCCGCCUUACCUCAAGCGCGGACAAGAGGCACCAGAGUCGAUCUGGGAAGGACUCAAGCGCGACCUUACCGAGGAAGACUAUGAGUAUGGCGACUUUGAGGACUACUACGGCGACGAAGACGACUCCUAUUAUGCUGAGUCGUACGGAGCCUACUGCUCAAGCGAAGACGACCAUGAUGAAGAAGACUACUCUUCCGACGAAGAGGAGGAGGAUGAAGAGCUAGGAGAGGAUGCGAAGGCUGGCAACGGUGAAGCAGUCGGCGAAGGAUCAGCUCUGCCGCAAGGCGAUGGUGAGACUGGCGGUCACUAG
Messenger RNA from Saxophila tyrrhenica, 1881 nucleotides. RefSeq lists its product as uncharacterized. Lineage: Eukaryota; Fungi; Ascomycota; Dothideomycetes; Mycosphaerellales; Extremaceae. The transcript has 6 exons. The coding region runs from base 1 to 1881 and encodes 626 amino acids. The record is from RefSeq and is a predicted model, not a curated record.